UGAAGUUGACGGUUUAUUUGCAAUUUGCGAAUUACUUUAAAGAUGGGCAAGGUCUGUGCUGUUUUUGGAGGAUCCCGUGGGAUAGGCAAAGCUGUGGCAGAGCUCCUGGCGCAGAAGGGCUGCCACCUGGCCAUCAUUGCUAGGAAUCUGGACGUGGCCCAGACCACUGCUCGUAACCUUGGUGCAGGACAUCUGGCACUUAGCUGUGAUGUAUCCAGUGAACAAGAAGUCCAAAAGACUUUUGAGGAGAUGCAGAGGAAUUUGGGUCCCAUUAACUACUUGGUUAAUGCAGCUGGGAUCAACAGGGACGGUUUGUUACUGAGAACCAAGACUGAAGAUAUGAUAGCCCAGAUUCACACUAACCUUUUGGGAACAAUGUUGAUGUGCAAAGCUGCUGUAAAGGUCAUGAUUCAAGAACAGGGAGGUGCUAUUGUCGAUAUAGGGAGUUUUGUAGGACUUAAAGGCAACUCUGGUCAAAGUGUGUAUAGUGCUACCAAAGCAGGAUUAGUUAGAUUUUCACGCUCUCUUGCUAAAGAAGUAGCAAAAAAGCAAAUUCGAGUCAACGCUGUUACUCCAGGCUUUAUUUGCACAGAGAUGACAGCUCAUUUGGAAGAAGAACAGUUGAAGAAAGCAAUUCUCCUUGGAAGAUUUGGAGAGCCUCAUGAAGUUGCACAAGCUGUUGUCUUUCUUCUAGAAUCCUCAUAUGUAACAGGGAGUGUUCUGGUUGUAGAUGGAGGCUUGUAGCUUAUGACCUAAGUAUUACCUUGAAUAAAUGACUGCUUUAAUGUCAUGAUGGUAAUAUAUAAACAUAUACUAAAUAAAGGGAGAGGGUUGGAAAUUGUUUGAAGAUUGAUGUACAUAAUUGACUUGGUC
Prinia subflava (tawny-flanked prinia) is the source of this 873-nucleotide messenger RNA. It is a transcript of the gene CBR4, whose product is annotated as carbonyl reductase 4. Gene Ontology annotation, molecular function: oxidoreductase activity, acting on the CH-OH group of donors, NAD or NADP as acceptor. The record is from RefSeq and is a predicted model, not a curated record. The coding region runs from base 43 to 744 and encodes 233 amino acids. NCBI's taxonomy places the organism in Eukaryota, Metazoa, Chordata, Aves, Passeriformes, Cisticolidae. The transcript is spliced from 5 exons.